Messenger RNA from Cuscuta europaea, 3431 nucleotides. The record is from the annotation of a GenBank genome assembly. Lineage: Eukaryota; Viridiplantae; Streptophyta; Magnoliopsida; Solanales; Convolvulaceae.
CGAAUAGUCACAGUAAAGGCCGUGCUUUGCUGUUCAUUGCUUUGUCACUCUCGUGCCUCUCCACUCCUUCUUUCUCUCACUAUAUCGAAUGCGUAUACGUAUGUGUAUAUACGGUACUGGCAGCAGCAUGAGUACACAUUUCUCUCUCUAAACUAAAAAAGGUCUCGAGAUGGGCGUCUAUGAUAAUAAAGAGGGGACCUCUCUCUCUUCUCGUGUGGGAUAACAGCAGCAGGCAGCAGCUCAAAACAAAAAGCCCCCCUUUUCUCCUUUCCCUGUUCUGUUCCUUGUUUUUCACCCUCAACACCCACACACACCCUUUUGCUUCAUAACGAAAAAGAUCAAAUCUUUUUCCAUCAUCUGCGAGAUAAUCAUACAGUAUAGUAUCAAUCUCAAUGAGUGAGAGUGGCGGAGGCUCUCCGGGUGGAGAGACCCUGCCUUUGUUCAUGCAUCAGAGCCCAUUUCUUUCUGAUUGAAGAAGUGAAGGAAAACAACAGCGGGUCGGAGUGUUAUUCAAUUCUUUCUCUCUGUUAAAAAAACAAAAUACAAGAAUUGGGUGUACUGUGGGUUCGGCUAUGCACAGAGAAUCAUCCAACAGCGGUGGGAGUGGGAGUAACAGCAGCGGUAAGCAUCAGAUGGACAGCAGCAAAUACGUUCGGUACACUCCAGAGCAAGUGGAGGCCCUGGAAAGAGUCUACGCUGAGUGCCCAAAGCCGAGCUCACUCCGGAGGCAACAACUCAUCAGGGAGUGCCCCAUUCUGUCUAACAUUGAGCCUAAACAGAUCAAAGUCUGGUUCCAAAACCGAAGAUGCCGUGAAAAGCAAAGGAAGGAAGCUUCUCGUCUACAGACAGUGAACAGGAAGCUGAAUGCCAUGAACAAGCUCUUGAUGGAAGAGAAUGACCGUUUGCAGAAACAGGUCUCUCAUCUGGUUUGUGAGAAUGGUUACAUGCGACAGCAGUUGACUACUGUAAACACCACGACCACGGAUACGAGCUGUGAAUCUGUGGUCGUGAGUGGUCAGCAGCAGCAACAUCAAAACACAACACAGCAUCCACAAAGGGAUGCCAACAACCCAGCUGGCCUCCUCGCAAUAGCUGAGGAGACCCUGGCAGAGUUCCAUGGAAAGGCUACUGGAACUGCUGUCGAUUGGGUUCAAAUGAUUGGUAUGAAGCCUGGUCCGGAUUCCAUUGGGAUCGUCUCUGUUUCCCGCAACUGUAGCGGGAUAGCAGGACGAGCCUGCGGUCUUGUGAGCCUUGAGCCCACAAAGGUUGCUGAAAUUCUUAAAGAUCGCCCUUCCUGGUAUCGCGAUUGUCGUUGUCUUAGUGUGCUGAGUGCACUCCCAACAGGGAAUGGAGGGACUAUCGAACUCAUAUACAUGCAGACGUAUGCUCCAACAACGUUGGCAUCGGCUCGUGACUUUUGGACGCUUAGAUAUACUACGAGCUUGGAGGAUGGCAGUCUUGUGAUAUGUGAGAGAUCAUUGACGUCUAAGACUGGUGGCCCACCAGGACCUCCGACCACAAGUUUCGUGAGGGCAGAAAUGCUACCAAGUGGCUACCUUAUUCGUCCUUGUGAGGGCGGCAGCUCCAUGAUCCAUAUUGUGGAUCAUGUUGACCUUGAUGUUUGGAGCAUUCCUGAAGUUCUGAGACCACUCUAUGAAUCGUCCAAGAUUCUUGUACAGAAGAUGACAAUGGCUGCCUUCCGCCACAUACGGCAAAUAGCACAGGAAACAAGUGGGGAAGUGCAGUACAGCGGGGGUCGACAGCCUUCGGUUCUAAGGGCUCUCAGUCAGAAACUUUGCAGGGGAUUCAAUGAAGCUGUGAACGGGUUUGUUGAUGAUGGGUGGACUGUUAUAGGUAGUGACGGUGUAGAGGAUGUGACCAUUGCCAUUAACUCAUCUCCAAGCAAAUUCCUUGGUUCCAACUAUAACAACUUGUCUAUACUUCCAACUUUUGGCGGAGUACUUUGUGCAAGGGCAUCGAUGCUGCUUCAGAAUGUUCCACCUGCUUUACUUGUUCGUUUCCUGAGAGAGCACCGUUCUGAGUGGGCUGACUACGGGGUUGACACUUACUCUGCUGCUUCUCUGAAAGCUAGUCCGUAUGUCAUACCUUGUGCAAGGCCAGGAGGCUUACCUAGUAGCCAGGUCAUCUUACCUCUUGCCCAGACUGUGGAACAUGAGGAGUUCCUGGAGGUGGUUCGUUUAGAGGGUCAAGCCUUUUCUCCUGAGGACAUUGCUUUAUCACGGGACAUGUAUUUGUUACAGUUAUGCAGUGGGAUUGAUGAGAAUGCUGCAGGAGCUUGUGCUCAGCUUGUGUUUGCACCGAUUGAUGAAUCUUUCGGUGAUGAUGCUUCUUUACUUCCAUCUGGUUUCCGUGUCAUACCACUCGAACCAAAAUCAGAUGCGCCUGGAACAACUCGGACCUUGGAUUUAACUUCUACCCUUGAAGCUGGAAACGGUGGAACUCGUCCAGUUGGCAGUGAAGUUGAAUUUAGCAAUUAUAACCACCGUUCCGUUCUGACAAUCGCAUUCCAGUUUACUUUUGAGAACCAUUAUCGCGAGAGUGUAGCUGCUAUGGCUCGCCAGUAUGUCCGGAGCAUUGUUAGCUCUGUUCAGAGAGUUGCAAUGGCCAUUGCGCCAUCUCAUAUCAGCUCCCAUUUGACGCCAAAGACUGUACCUGGCUCACCAGAAGCUAUUACUUUGUCUCGUUGGAUCUAUAGGAGCUACAGAAUGCACACUGGGAGUGAACUUCUUCAAUUGGAGUCACAAGCUGGUGAUGCUGUGUUGAAGCAACUAUGGCAGCACUCUGAGGCCAUAAUGUGCUGCUCCGUCAAAAUGAAUGCAUCUGCUGUAUUCACAUUUGCUAACCAAGCUGGGCUAGACAUGCUAGAAACCACUCUUUUAGCCCUGCAGGAUAUAAUGCUCGAUAAAAUUCUAGAUGAAGCUGGCCGGAAAGUCCUUGUUUCGGAGUUCUCAAAGAUCAUGCAGCAGGGGUUCACAUAUCUACCUCCCGGAAUCUGCGUAUCUAGCAUGGGAAGGCCUGUGUCAUAUGAACAAGCUGUCGUGUGGAAGGUUCAGAAUGAUGAGGAUGCCAAUCACUGCCUAGCCUUCAUGUUCAUGAAUUGGUCUUUUGUUUAAGUCAACCAAAGGAGUUUCAUCUAGUAUGUAAUGCUUAGUAUGGGUAGGUACUAUAGAACAUUGCAGUUAGUUACUUAAAAGUGGAAGUUCUUGUGGUCAAACCUUUGUAUGACAUGAAGAAAAGCUGUAUGUCAAGCUGUUAUGUGCAAAAACAUAUUUGCAUGGGACAAUGACAUUAUGGUUAUGACAGGCAAUGUGUUUUUCUUAGUGGCCAAUGAUUCUAGCUGUCUAAGUUCUUUAUCAGCACAUCUUAUUUGUGAGGCUGUUUGUUGAAAUUUCAUUGAUGGUUGUUAUGCC